GAGAGGAGUGAGGCGCUGGAGGGCAGCAUGGGCUGGCGUGGGGACAGAUAAAACCCGAAGCUAGGAGCGGCUCCAGAACAUAACCCUCCGAGGUCCAGUCCAGAGGGCUCCGGAAACUCGCCCGGGCCACACAGCGAGGCCUGCACAGUCGCGACCCAGCUCUCUGUGAGCCCAGGCCCCAUGUGGCAGCGCCCCACGUGCUUGUCCCGUGCACCUCUUUCCCUGCCCGGGGCGCCGCCCGUGAACGCUGCCCAUGCCGGCAGGUCGAGCACCGAGCUGCGCAAGGAGAAGUCCCGGGAUGCGGCCCGCAGCCGGCGCAGCCAGGAGACCGAGGUGCUGUACCAGCUGGCGCACACGCUGCCCUUCGCGCGCGGGGUGAGCGCCCACCUGGACAAGGCCUCCAUCAUGCGCCUCACCAUCAGCUACCUGCGCAUGCACCGCCUCUGCGCCGCAGGGGAGUGGAACCAGGUGAGAGCAGGGGGAGAAGCGCUGGAUGCCUGCUACCUGAAGGCCCUGGAGGGCUUCGUCAUGGUGCUAACCGCCGAGGGAGACAUGGCUUACCUGUCGGAGAAUGUCAGCAAACACUUGGGCCUCAGCCAGCUGGAGCUCAUCGGACACAGUAUCUUUGAUUUCAUCCAUCCCUGUGACCAAGAGGAGCUCCAGGACGCCCUGACGCCCUCCCCAGGCCUGUCCAGAAAGAAGCCAGAGGCCCCCACGGAGCGCCGCUUCUCUCUGCGCAUGAAGAGCACCCUCACCAGCCGCGGGCGCACCCUCAACCUCAAGGCGGCCACCUGGAAGGUGCUGCACUGCUCUGGACACAUGCGGGCCUACAAGCCCCCUGCACAGCCUUCCCCAGCUGGCAGCCCCACCUUGGAGCCCCCGCUGCAAUGCCUGGUGCUCAUCUGUGAAGCCAUCCCUCACCCGGGCAGCCUGGAGCCUCCGCUGGGCCGGGGGGCCUUCCUCAGCCGCCACAGCCUGGACAUGAAGUUUACCUACUGUGACGAGAGGAUCGCAGAGGUCGCCGGCUACAGCCCCGAUGACCUGAUUGGCUGUUCCGCCUACGAGUACAUCCACGCCCUGGACUCGGACGCAGUGGGUCAGAGCAUCCAUACCUUGCUGAGCAAGGGCCAGGCAGUAACAGGGCAGUAUCGCUUCCUGGCCCGGAGUGGUGGCUACCUGUGGACCCAGACCCAGGCCACAGUGGUGUCGGGGGGCCGCGGCCCCCAGUCCGAGAGUAUCGUCUGCGUCCACUUCCUGAUCAGCCGGGUGGAAGAGACCGAAGUGGUGCUGUCCCUGGAGCAAACGGAGCGACACUCUCGCAGACCCAUUCAGCGGGGUAUCCCCUCUCAGGACGGCCCUAAUCCUGGGGACAGCCUUGACGCAUCUGGCCCCCGGAUCCUGGCCUUCCUGCACCCCCCUACCCUGAGCGAGGCCACCCUGGCCGCUGACCCCCGUCGUUUCUGUAGCCCUGACCUCCGUCGCCUCCUGGCACCUAUCCUGGACGGGACUUCAGUAGCUGCCACCCCCAGCGCACCCCCAGCCGCACAGCGCCCCCAAAGUCCUCUUCCAGCUGAUCUCCCAGAUGAACUACUUGUGGACGUGGAGAAUGCACACAAAGUCUUUGCCUCUGGGAAAGACCUUGAGGCAGUGGAGACCGAUCUAGAUAUAGCUCAGGACGUCGAUGCUCUGGAUUUGGAGAUGCUGGCCCCCUACAUCUCCAUGGAUGAUGACUUCCAGCUCAACUCCAGCGAGCAGCUACCCAGGGCCUACCACAGACCAGCAGGGGCUGUCCCCCGGCCCCGCGCUCGGAGCUUCCACGGCCUGUCGCCCCCAACCCCUGAGCCCUCCCUGCUGCCCCGCUGGGGGAGUGACCCCCGGCUAAGCUGCUCUAGCCCUUCCAGAGGGGACCCCUCUGCAUCCUCCCCCAUGGCUGGGGCUCGGAAGAGGGCCCUGGCCCAGAGCUCAGAGGACGAGGACGAGGGGGUGGAGCUGCUGGGACUGAGACCCCCCAAACGAUCCCCCAGCCCAGAACCCGAAAACUUCCUGCUGCCUCCCCUCAGCCUGAGUUUCCUUCUGACAGGAGGACCAGCCCCAGGGAGCCAGCAGGAUCCCAGCACCCAUCUCCUAGAACUGAAUGAGCCCCUGGGCCUGGGCCCCUCUCUGCUCUCUCCCUACCAGGAUGAGGACACCGCCCAGCCCAGGAGCCACUUCCAGCCAGCGGCAGGCCUGGCCCAGGCCGACUGAGCCAGCCCCUCUUCCCAUCUCCCUUCUCCUCCCCAGAAAGGACCUUCAACCACACUCCAAGCCGGCAGCCAACGCAC
Messenger RNA from Diceros bicornis minor, 2321 nucleotides. RefSeq names its product hypoxia inducible factor 3 subunit alpha (gene HIF3A). The transcript has 14 exons. Lineage: Eukaryota; Metazoa; Chordata; Mammalia; Perissodactyla; Rhinocerotidae. Gene Ontology annotation, molecular function: RNA polymerase II transcription regulatory region sequence-specific DNA binding; protein dimerization activity; DNA-binding transcription factor activity, RNA polymerase II-specific. Gene Ontology annotation, biological process: regulation of transcription by RNA polymerase II; cellular response to hypoxia. The coding region runs from base 181 to 2244 and encodes 687 amino acids. The record is from RefSeq and is a predicted model, not a curated record.